ACAAUCUAGUACAAAGAAACAACUGCAGUUUUUUUGUUACACCGGCGUUUAUCAAUUAAGUGGUCGUACAGAAUAAGCAAUAAAAUGAAAUUAAUUGGAUUUUCGGUGAUCCUGGCCGCUUGUCUGGUGUCCGUAAUUGCUCAAGACACCCUUGUGCUCCUCGACAAUUUGGCAAUCAGAGAAACUCAUUCCAUAUUCUUCAAAAGUCUACAAGAACGAGGCUACAAAUUGUCUUUCAAAUUGGCCGAUGAUGCUGGUCUUGUGCUGUCCAAGUAUGGUGAAUAUUUGUACAAAAAUCUGAUCAUCUUCGCUCCAUCAGUCGAGGAAUUCGGUGGUGAUUUGAAUGUGGAGAAGAUUACUGAAUUUAUUGACGAUGGCGGCAAUGUUCUCGUUGCUGGCAGUUCUGUGUCCGGUGAUGCUUUGAGAGAACUCGCUUCGGAGUGCGGCUUUGAAAUGGACGAAGAAGGGGCUUCAGUCAUUGAUCAUCUCAAUUAUGAUGUGUCAGAUACGGGCGAUCAUACAACCAUCGUUGCCUCGCCAUCGAAUUUAAUCAAAUCGAAAAUCAUCAUUGGAUCGGAUACAUCUGCACCGCUUUUGUAUCGCGGCACUGGACUCCUUGCAGAUCGUGAAAAUUCUUUGGUGUUGCAAGUUUUGACUGCUGACAGUACUGCCUACAGUUACGUUCCAGAAAAUGCAAUCAAAGAGUAUCCACACGCUGUGGGCCGUGGAACAUUACUGAUCGCUGCACUGCAAGCUAGAAACAAUGCCCGCGUUGUAUUCUCUGGCUCACUGUUCUUCUUUUCCGACGAAGCAUUUACAUCGGAGGUACAAAACGCUCAGGGCGGACAACGCUUCAAGCAAUCCGGAAACCAAAAGGUCGUCGAGUCCCUAACAAAAUGGGUGUUUGGUGAAGUCGGUCGGAUCCGAGUAUCUUCUGUCGACCAUCACAAAGAAGGCGAAAAGAGUCCACCUCAAUCGUACACCAUCACCGAUCCGGUCGUCUACACAAUUUCGAUCGAAGAAUUGGACAACGGAGUAUGGAAAGCCUUCCAGGCAGAUGAUGUACAACUCGAAUUCGUCCGAAUCGAUCCAUUCGUGCGCACCACAUUGAAGAAAAUCGCCAACGGAAAGUAUGUGGCCAAAUUCAAAAUUCCGGACGUUUACGGUGUCUAUCAGUUCAAAGUGGACUACGACCGCGUUGGCUACACUCAUCUGUACAGCACGACUCAGGUGUCGGUGCGCCCACUGACACAUACCCAAUACGAACGUUUUAUUCCUAGUGCAUAUCCGUACUACGUAAGUUCGUUAUCGAUGAUGCUGGGCGUAUUUCUGUUUUCGUUCGUCUUUUUGCACUACAAAGAGGAGCCGAUCCGAUCAAAGGCUGACGAUAAAAAGUCACAGUAGAGAGAAUGCUGGACAUCAUUCAAUUUUGUUCGAAAUUUUAUUAUUAGUAGCCACUGAACAUCAACAAUAAACCUGGAAUGAACAAAUGAACGGAA
Bradysia coprophila is the source of this 1499-nucleotide messenger RNA. It is a transcript of the gene Ost48, whose product is annotated as dolichyl-diphosphooligosaccharide--protein glycosyltransferase non-catalytic subunit Ost48. The record is from RefSeq and is a predicted model, not a curated record. Gene Ontology annotation, cellular component: endoplasmic reticulum membrane; oligosaccharyltransferase complex. NCBI's taxonomy places the organism in Eukaryota, Metazoa, Arthropoda, Insecta, Diptera, Sciaridae.